AAAAAUAAUGAAAGUUUUUAGUCUUGUAGCAUUUGCUGAUUUUUAACCAUAUGCUCUAUUAACAAUUUGUUGAAAACCAACUCGCAAAAAAAAAUUUAUUAUAUAAAGUUUUCAAUUAUUAAAACAGAUAAUUCAUAAGGAGACAUUCAAUAAUAAACUUUGAGUAGCUACAAAUAUAAUGCAUGCAGAAAUGAUCUUUUUUGGUCAUAAUUAUUUAGCUUGAAAUAAUUAUCUGUGAGAACCAUGAUCAUAUUAACAGGUUAGUAAAUCUAAGGUGACAAUCAAAGUAAUUUACUCAAUUUCAUUAGUCUAGAAAGUAGAUCUAGGAGUGAAUUCAAAACACUUUUUAGAAGAGAAUUAUACUAAAACUUGUUAGUGAUCUUAACUUUUCUUUAAACUACAAUUUUAGAAAUAAAUAAAAAAUUAGAAAAAUGUUUUGCUUAUUGCCUAUGAUUUAAAUGGCUACACUGUUAUUUUUUACUGGACAUAUCUAUUUUUAUGAAAUAUAAGACCCUUUGAUGUUGACUAUUGGUAUUAUUAUAUAGAAUUUUUACCCGAUAAUUAAUUAUUGUAGUGCUUGUUGUAUAUAUAUUUAAAGAUAGUCGCGGUUAGCGUCAGAUUUCCCAAUCUUUAUUUCUUUGUAUUACUGUUGUUAUUUAAGUCUUAACCAGAUGAGGGCGUUUGUAGAUAAUUCGCUUUUCUACAAACUAAGUCGGCUCUUCCAUAAAGUGUUUUAAAGAAUACAUUUUUUUUUAAUACGUUUUAGUGAGAAAAUCUUAUAUUGACUUCUCUAAUAUUUUUUAUAAUUUACUAUUUAUUUAUAUUUAUAGAAAAUGUAUACCAACUAUCAAAAGCCAAUCUUUGAACGUGACAAUAAACAAACAAAACCAAGAGAUAAAAUUCCGGCUUAUGCUCACUCACGUGGAGUUGAAUUGCAAUUUAAUAAAAGUAUAUACCCUAAUGUACCAAACACUUAUAAUGUAAGAAGACAUAAUCUUCAAGUACAUUAUCCUGUUGUUCCCGAUUUUGAGUUACCAAAUGAAGAACAAAUUUAUUAUUAUGAACAAUUGAUGAUGAUGAGUAAUGAAAAAAUAGUCCUCAAUAGAUUUCUAGAAAAUAAAGGAAAUUACCAGUUUCAUACUGAAAUUCAAAAUAAAAAUUAUGAAUACUGUCAAAAUCAAUUUGUUAAACAUAAUAUGCAGAGAAAGCCUACACAAUUUGAAACAUUGCCAUUUUAUAAGAUAUGUUUUGAUUUGAUACAAAUACCUACUAGAAAUUUACAAUGGAAAUUAAGCUUGAUUAGUAAGCUAUCAACAGAUCUUCGUUCUGAAAUUUGUCAAACAUAUAUUAAUUUAUGGUUACACUAUAAAAGUUUUAUGCAAAGCGAAGAUUUGGGCACAUUGAAGAUGUGUAGUAAAAUGAUUUCUCACGGAAGACCUAUAUCUGAAACUGAAUUGUUUUACCUUACAAUUAGAGAUGACUAUUGCAUGGCAACUCAAAUUUUGAUUUUACUAAAGAAUGUAUUGCCUCAAGAACAUAAUUCAUUUAUGAACCUUUUAAAAACUUUGGAAUUAUGGAAAGACCAAGUACAAAAAAUUAGUAAUGUACUUAAUGCAUACGACUUGACAGUUCAAAAUAAUUCAAUAGAAAACACGGAUCUACUAGAUUUGUUAACUAAAAGCUAUACCAAAAUUAAGCACUAUAUUGCUAUAUAUUUUGACUUAUUAAUGGACAAAAAAUCCAGAGAACAUCAUAUGAAGGAUGAUUUGUUAUGUUGUCAAUGGUAUUUAAUGAUUGGUGGUAACAAUUAUUAAUUAUCCUAUAUUAAGUAAAAGUAAUUAAAUUGUGAAUUUUUCUUUUUUAUAUUUUUCAUACAUUGUUUAAUGACAUUUAAUUAAUAUUUUUUGUUUUAUUUUCAUUUCUUUUUGUAAAACUGUAUUUGUUAAAAGCCUGGAAUUGAAAUAUUUAAUUGGAUUUUUAUUUUAAUUCAUAUUUGAUGUCCAAAAAAUCAAAAAAAAAUUUUAUACUUUGAUAAUAUUGAAAUUUUAAUUGGAAACAUUUGUGUAUAUAUUAAGGACAACUUAGGAGUUUUUAUGAUGGAAAAAAUUUAUGUUAUUUCUCCGAGUGAUUUUAAAUAAGCGUUAUUCUUGCUUGAAAUUUUAUGUAUCAAAACAAUAUUAAACAGUUUGUAAUGUAUUAUAUAUACAUAUACAUAUUUUCAUUUUA
Daktulosphaira vitifoliae (grape phylloxera) is the source of this 2226-nucleotide messenger RNA. RefSeq lists its product as uncharacterized. The transcript has 8 exons. The record is from RefSeq and is a predicted model, not a curated record. Bases 834 to 1814 code for a protein of 326 amino acids. Lineage: Eukaryota; Metazoa; Arthropoda; Insecta; Hemiptera; Phylloxeridae.